AUGGCCUCCUUCUUCCAAGUUCCAACCCAGCGGCGCCGGCGGACUCCUUCUUCCAACCCAGCGGCGCCGGCGGACUCCUUCUUCCACAACCCAGCGACGCCGGCGACGCCUACUUCCUUCUCCCACAACCCAGCAACGGCGACCUCCUUCUCCCAUAAACCGAGCGGCGCCGCCUACUCCAAGCUACUCGCCUACUCCAAGCCAUCAGCUAUUCAGCCUCAUCGUGAUCUGCAGGCUGAUCGAAGGAGGUUGAAAGAAGUGGUUAGCAAUGAGAAGCAUGAAAUAGUAGCGGUAGAGGCGAAGGAGCAUAACAACAAGUUGGAUAAUUUGGAGGUUCCGUCCAAAGAAACCCAUUUGCCGGACGCCGACGAACUCACCGGAAUGGACUAUGCGGCGGCGAGCAAGAAGCCUCCUACUCACAACUGACUGGCCGCCGGCCGGAGGAACCAAUUUUUUUGUAGAUCAGCAUAUACCAUAUAGUGAAUAGAUUAAGAUCUUUGAAGUUGAGAUUAGAGGUAUUUAUGUAGCUAUAGAUUGGACACAUGGGAUACUAUAUAUCUAGUUAGUGUAGAUAGAUUAUGAAAAUGGGGAUUGGGAAGGAUUAGGUUUGUUAGUCACUUUUUUGUUUCUUCUUCUACCCAUAUGUAAAUAUAUGGCUGAGGAACAUGCCCAUUGCUUGAAAUGAAAAGG
Linum tenue is the source of this 690-nucleotide messenger RNA. Lineage: Eukaryota; Viridiplantae; Streptophyta; Magnoliopsida; Malpighiales; Linaceae. The record is from the annotation of a GenBank genome assembly.